AUGAAUCCAACUAUUAACAAUCCACGUUCCCCAUUCACCCGUUCGCGGGGUAUUUUCGGAUCCAUGGGAUCCUUCGACUUUACCGAGCAGCAGCAGCAGCAGCCGGAGCUGCAGGUCCCCCCCGAAGGUUCCGGCGACAAGAAUGGACUCAAUGCGAUGCCCUUCCUAGGCCAAAUCCACACCAGUCCUCUGCUGUCCCGCCCAAUGGGUCCAAUAGUUCGCUCACACCCCCCCCACCAUCCCUCCGACAGGGGAUUCAGAUGGAUGGCAUCGAUGAUACCACCGCCCGUGUUGAGCUCCCUCUGGACAGGCGGCGCUUCUCCGGACAGCCGCGGAGACUACUACGACGGCCCGCACGAAGAGUACUCCGACGGCCGCUACGAUGGCGACUACGAGGGCGACUACUCGAUGCCUACCGAGGAGGAUCAAGAGGAGGUGUCGUGCUCCUGUCAGAGCCAGACCUGUCAGAGCCAGAGCGAGUUCAGGAUCGUGCUCUCCACAAUGCAGCCGGAGCACCGUCAGCGCAUGGUGGCCUUGUACCACCUCGUCUUGGAGUCCGCUGUGGUCAAGGUCGUGCUGCUGGUGCUACAGAUGCUGUGCUGCGCGGUGUUCUGGCUGGUCGAGAAGACCGUGGGCAUCAACGAAACAGUCGGCUCGACGGGCCUCCGAUUGUGGAACAGCAAGUUCAAGCUGCGCACCAUCCAGCGCCAGUUGCUGUGGCGCAUGGCUAAUGCCCGGGGCGUGCUCAUGACCACGCCCUGGCUGUUCUUCAUCAGCCUCCUGGGAUUCAUCCUGUCCCUGGCGGCGCUCCUGAAGAAGACCGUCAAGGAGCUGGUGUUCCAGAUACGUCUGCACCUCGUGCUCUAG
Messenger RNA from Drosophila persimilis, 867 nucleotides. RefSeq lists its product as uncharacterized. The record is from RefSeq and is a predicted model, not a curated record. Lineage: Eukaryota; Metazoa; Arthropoda; Insecta; Diptera; Drosophilidae. The transcript has 3 exons. The coding region runs from base 1 to 867 and encodes 288 amino acids.